CGACAACUCUCACGAAAGUAAAACGCAAAAAGACAGAAAAUGGACAGAUCGUCAGGAUCGUCGUCCCCAGUUCCUUCAAGUGAAUCAUCUACACAAAGCCCUUCACGAAAGAGGCAUCUUGAAGAGCCCUGCGCGGGACCAUCUAAGAAAAGGAAAAAGCCCCAAGCCCCAGUGCCAAAAGGAAAAGGUGCCAGCCGAGGGAAGGGGAAAGGAAAGGGGAAAGCCCCUGCUGCCUCGGCCAGGCGAAGAAAGAAUGAUGAUGAAGAGUUUGAGGAAGAGCAGGCUCUUUUGAAAAAACAGCAGGAAAUUAUGAGGGCUGAGGUUGGUCGACCAAGCGGCACAUGGCAGAUAUUAUCUGCCAAGCCAUCAAUUUUGACCCCAGCCUCAUGAUGCAUGUGAUGCAGCCAGCCGCACGCCAGCCAGGAGGAUACCACCCUCAACCAGGUGAUGCUGUUCCAAAUUGGUGCAUUUGCGGGAGGUGUCGAGAAAUGCCCACACAAUCUGAAAGGCGGUGCUGCGGAAAGGCCAAGUGCCUUUCUCUUUACCCAGACUUUGACCUUCUUAUCCUACAUGAGAGAGUCCUUGCCCUGGCCCGCAUAUUCCGGAGGGACCUGCUUGUGUUUGAAGAUGACGUUGACCUUAUGAGGGCAAACAGACAUCAGGCUUACCGCCAAUUCACACUUUGGAGUUAUGGAAGGCUUGGGGCUGGGGACAGGAGGGUGAUUCCUUCAUGCUGUGUCUGGCGUAUCAGGGACAUGUUUCCUGAUCCGUUUGGCCAGUACAAGGGAUAUAUUCGCAGUCGCCUCGGCUAGAGUUAUGGAAACAGCUUGCUGCUUUUUGUGCUUAUUUAUGUGAAAAGCCAUUUAUAAUUCCAUAAAUCUAAAAUUGAACCUGUAGUCUUUCUAUAACAUCCUUUGGUAACAAUAUUAAUUUCUUUACUUUUGAAUAUCUUUCUGUUGAAAAUGAAUCUUAUAUUUAUCUGAGACCAUGCUGGAAAUAAUAAAGUUGUUUUGUAUUAAAAGGAUCAUCAAUUAUCAGCAAAGUCACAACAUCACAAGUCAGGUUAAAGGUUUAUUGUUCAAACAAACAAACUACUAUUUCAAAAAAUAAUCAUGCAUACCAUCUUAUAUCAGCUCUUCAUAAUUAUUGCUAAUUUUUUUCAGAUCUGCUCUGUGACACUUUGCUCUCCUUUUCAUAAUGCCAUUAUGUUAUGUUGACUUUGCCUUCAAUCAUUAAAGCUGCACUCUCACAGACUGAACUUCUUCACAACUUUUUGUCUUGGAACGAGGCAAUUUUUGCUAUAUAAGGCUGUAAAGAAUUUUUUUUCGCAAAUUCUAUAUUAGGUUAAAAAAAGAUGUUUAAUGCAUUUUUUCUUGAAUCGUUAGUAACGGGUUAGCCAUUUAACAUUAAUUUUCGAGGGGAAAUACGAAUCUGUGGUCUGAUCUUUUGGCAGCAAUCUUUUAUCAUUGGUUUGCAGAUAUUGGUGCCAAAAAUCUUUUAAAGACCAAAAAAAAUAGUUGUAAAAUUGGUAUAUCUUUGAAAGUGCAGCUUUAAUUUCACUUUCAAUAUCUUUUGAAUAACUGUUAUUGAUAUUAUUUUGUCUGACUUUGAGAUUCCCAUGUGCCAUGUACAUACACUUUCUUUUCACUUUUUUUUUACACAUUACAACCGACUUGUUGUAUUGCACCAGCAUGACCCUAAAGGUACUUGCUCAUGUUUUAUACCAAACAUUAGUUUUCUCUGUUAUGGGUUUAGAAAAUUGUUUUAUCGUAUUUAUCGAAAAACCGAUGCCUUAACCACAAGGCCACAAGGAAGUAACCAAAGAAGUUGAUAUUUUGACAUCCUAACACUGAAUUGAUAAUAUCCAAUGAUAAUGUCAAUAAACCAAUCACACAACAACAAAGCUGUAAUAAAGGAACAAAAUGAACUGAUUUUGAUGACACUUUAUUUCUUCAUACUAAAAAAGUGCAUUUUUGCAAAAACAUGAGCGAGUACCUUUAAUCAUUGUACAUAAGAUUUUCCAUUAAACACAUGUAACUGAUUGAAGUAUUUUAUGUACAGUGUAUAAAGUAAAUCAAACUUGUUUUAAUUUGCCUCUACAAAUGUUCAGUUAAGUGUUGUUGUUUUUUUUUUAUUCUUGAACAAGAUUAUUUGUUUCAGUUAACUUUGGAAAUCUCUCUUUUGUAAAGAUAUUUACAUUUUUUGAAGUAUAGUAUAGUCUUGUAUAGAAAAUAAAAUAUUUCAACUACUUUUUGCCUUUCAAAUUGUUUUUCAGUGGAUCAAUGGAGUAUUAAAAUGCUAUUAUCUAGGAGCAUUUAGA
Molecule: messenger RNA, 2320 nt
Organism: Mya arenaria
Lineage: Eukaryota; Metazoa; Mollusca; Bivalvia; Myida; Myidae
Product: P2X purinoceptor 7-like
Exons: 5
Coding region: 342-812 (156 amino acids)
Source: RefSeq, a predicted model, not a curated record